GGGCGUCUUGCACGGGCACGCGCAGACAGCAGAGAGCAGCUGCAGCGGCCAGACGAGCUCGCGCGCGCGUGCGUCCCACUGCAUAUACACCAAAUACACCUCCUCGACCACCCAUACAGAGCUCCUGAAUUAACCGCUGUUUAAACAUGGUCGACCGCGAGCAGCUGGUUCAGAAAGCCAGACUGGCCGAGCAGGCUGAGAGGUAUGACGAUAUGGCUGCUGCCAUGAAAUCGGUAACAGAGUUGAACGAGGCCCUUUCCAACGAGGAGAGGAACCUGCUCUCUGUGGCCUACAAGAACGUGGUGGGCGCACGCCGCUCCUCCUGGCGCGUCAUCUCCAGCAUCGAGCAGAAGACCUCCGCCGACGGCAACGAGAAGAAAAUCGAAAUGGUCCGCGCUUACCGUGAGAAAAUCGAGAAGGAGCUGGAGGCCGUGUGCCGAGAUGUGCUCAACCUCCUCGACAACUUCCUGAUCAAGAACUGCAACGACACCCAGCACGAGAGCAAGGUCUUCUACCUAAAGAUGAAGGGUGACUACUACCGUUACCUGGCGGAGGUGGCCACAGGUGAAAAGAAAGCCACGGUGGUGGAGUCUUCUGAGAAGUCCUACAGCGAGGCCCAUGAGAUCAGCAAAGAGCACAUGCAGCCUACGCACCCCAUCCGUCUGGGUCUGGCGCUCAAUUACUCCGUCUUCUACUACGAGAUCCAGAACGCACCCGAGCAGGCCUGCCAUCUGGCCAAGACGGCUUUCGACGACGCUAUCGCCGAACUGGACACCCUGAAUGAGGACUCCUACAAAGACUCCACGCUCAUCAUGCAGCUCCUGCGAGACAACUUGACGCUCUGGACGAGCGACCAACAAGACGACGAGGGAGGCGAAGCCAACAAUUAAACACUGAAGAAAAGAGAAAAUCUUUGAGACCCUUUUCCUCUCAGCCGUAACAUAAAACACGCGUGCUCACACAACAAAGAAAAACUAAAAAAGUAUAAGUUAAAUGAAAAAUUCACAAAAGGGGGCAUAUGAUGGAACUGUGUCAGCCAUGUUUGCUGAUUGCAAAGCAGCGCAGUUUUCUUUAUUAUCCACAAAAUUAUAAUUGAGAGAAAUAUGCUAGUUAUAAAGAACAGUAUAUCAAAAAAUUAUAAUUAAGAAGUAGCUUAAAAAGAAUAAAUUAAACCUCUCGUUCUGGAACGUUGACUCUACACUUUGAGGAAGAAGCUUGUCAGUACGUCAGUCGUUUCUAAAUGCCUGAAGGGUUGAGCUGAACCCACCAUAGGUACUGAUCGUGUAGUGAAAUAUGAAGUGGAGCUGCUUAUAUUCAUUUACAUUGUGAGUAAAGAGUACUUUAAAGCGACAAGAGUGGGCUUAAAAAAAAUAAGUGAAAACUUGAAAUGUUCUCACCUCGCAAAAGUAGGUAAGUAUUUGCAAACAGGCUGCACUUGGCGUAAAAAGUCGUGUUUUUGUCUGAUAUACGUUUAUAGGGUACAAAAUGGCACCCACUAAUGUUUGAAAGUCAUUUACGUCAAACUGGUUAUCUGUGCCAUUUAUGAUACACAUCGUUAGUAUGCAUCUCACCGCGGAACUACACAAAACUACUGUAUUACAGUAAUGUUGAUUAGGUAAAUAACAAUUAUGACUUCCCUACUAAAUAUAUUGCCUUUUCAAUCCAAAGCUAAAACUUUUUUCCAAUAAUUUUUAUUAUCAUUAUUAUUAUUAUGGAUACCUUUUGAAAAAUUAUCAAGCCUGACCCACACUGUACAAGAAAAAUUUGAUUUGAUUUUUAAUGUACUGAAGAGUUGUUCUAAACAUUAUCAAGAAAAAACAACAACAACAACAAAACAAAAACAAAUGAGGCAAGAAAUGAAAUUCACAAAAAGAAAGAAAAAACUAAAAUGCCCAAUGCUUAGCAGAAACGGUUUCUCAGUGUAGGACAACUACAGCUCCAAUAUUCUUCAUAAUACAAUAUUGUGCAUGCUGGUGAUGUAUUUAUAUACCAUAGCUCGACUUUAUUAACUUUAAAAACUGUAGAUGUUAUGUAUUCAUAUGAACAGUAAAUGACAAGUAUUAAAUCUGAUUAUUUUCUAUUUAUUACUUUCUAUUGGAUUGUUUCAAUCUCUUAUGAUUUUUUUCCUUGCUGAAGUACGCUAUACCAAAAGUGUGUGUUUACCAUGAAUUAAUCUGUUAUGGAUGUUGCUCUAGUGACAUGUGAUUCUUGUAUUUGGUUUUUAAUAAAAAAGGAAGGGAAAAAAAGAGAGAGAGAAAUCACCACUUCUGGUGUUUUUUUGUCACGGUAAAUUAUGAUUACAUUGUGAAACAAUUAAUGUACUUCUUAAAAUUCCUUUUCUGUGCUUUAUUCUGUUAAAUUCUACUGUGAGAUAUUUGAGAUGUGCUGUAAUAUCAGAGUUUUGUUUUUUUUUUCUCCUCAGAAUCUGUUUAUGUAAGAACAGGGAACCUAUUCUUAUUAUUUCUGUUUUUUUUUCCUCGUCUAAUGGUAUCUUAAAUGUAAGUCUAGUAGCGGUUGCACAAAAGAAACAAUGAUAAUAAUAAUGAUAAUUAAAGAAUAAAAAAUGAAUGUGCUCUUCUAACCUCCA
Messenger RNA from Carassius carassius (crucian carp), 2587 nucleotides. RefSeq names its product 14-3-3 protein gamma-1-like. Gene Ontology annotation, cellular component: cytoplasm. Bases 147 to 890 code for a protein of 247 amino acids. Gene Ontology annotation, molecular function: protein kinase C binding. Gene Ontology annotation, biological process: signal transduction. NCBI's taxonomy places the organism in Eukaryota, Metazoa, Chordata, Actinopteri, Cypriniformes, Cyprinidae. The record is from RefSeq and is a predicted model, not a curated record. The transcript is spliced from 2 exons.